AUAAAAGAUAAUAUCAUAUAUUUUCAUAUAUUAAGAGAUAAAUAUAUAAAGAAAAUUUUAGAAAGUAAUUGUUUUGGUAUUACGCCACCACUACUCAUAGAUAAUAAUAAAAAUAUUAUAGUAGAAUUUAGUUCUCUAAAUAUUGCUAAACCUUUUCAUAUAGGCCAUUUACGUUCUACAAUUAUAGGAAACUAUAUAGCUAAUCUAAAUAGUUUUUUGCAUAAUCAAGUUACAAAAAUAAAUUAUUUAGGUGAUUGGGGUACACAGUUUGGUUAUAUUUAUCUUGGAAUGAAAAUAGCAAAAAUUGAUAAUAUAGAAAUAGAAACAAAUCCUAUUAGAACAUUAUAUAAUGUUUAUGUUAAUGCUAAUAAAUUAGCUGAAAAGAAUCCAGAUAUGAAGGAACAAGCUAAAAAGAUAUUUCAACAAUUAGAAUUAAGAGAUAAUGUAAUUCAUAAAAAUUGGGAAACAAUUAAACAGUUUACUGUUUUAGAAUUAGAAAAAAUUUAUAAAAGGAUAGGUGUAAUUUUUGAUCGAUAUGAUUGGGAGUCUAUGUAUACUAUUAAAAAUAUAAGUAAAAUAAUUAAUACAAUGGAGGAAAUGCAAUUGUUAAAACUAGAUAAUAAUAAUAGGAAAGUAAUAUAUAUAAAUGAAAAAAAAAGUGUUCCAAUUUUAAAAAGUGAUGGUACAAGUUUAUAUUUAAGUCGAGAUAUUGCUGCUGCCAUUGAUAGAUUUGAAAAAAACAAAUUUGAUGCUAUGUACUAUAUUGUAGAAAAUGGUCAGAGUGAUCAUUUUACAAAUUUAAUUCAAAUUUUAAAUAAAAUGAAAUUACCUUGGGCAGAUAGAUUAAAACAUGUCAAAUUUGGAAGAAUACAAGGUAUGAGUACAAGAAAAGGGGAAGUAAUAUUUUUAGAAGAUAUUUUAAACAAAGCACAGGAAAUGAUGAGACAAAAACAAUUAGAAACAAAAUCAACUAAGGUUCCUUUAGAUAAAAUUGAUGAAACUUCUGAUAUUUUGGGUAUAUCUGGUGUAAUUAUUAAUGAUUUAAAACAAAAUAGAAUGAAUAAUUAUACAUUUCACUGGAAUUCAAUAUUGAAUAUGAAAGGUGAUUCUGGAAUAAAAUUACAAUAUUCUCAUUGUCGUUUAUGUAAUUUAGAAGAAUUAUGUGGUACUACAUUAGUAACAAAAUGUGAUCCAAAUCUUUUAAAGGAAUCAGAAGUUGAUAAUUUGAUUACAUUAAUUAGUCAAUUUGAUGAAAUUAUACUUAAGUCUUAUGAAGAAUUAGAACCCUGUAUAUUAACAAUUUAUCUUUUUCAUUUAUGUAAAUCAAUCAAUAUAGCUUGGCAUAAAUUGAAUGUAAAAGAUCAACCAAGUGACUUAGCAAAUCAAAGAUUAUUAUUAUUUCGUGUGGCAAAAAUGAUUCUUGCUCAAGGUAUAAAAUUACUUGGUUUAACACCUUUGGAAAAAAUGUAAAAAAAAA
Apis dorsata (giant honeybee) is the source of this 1477-nucleotide messenger RNA. RefSeq names its product probable arginine--tRNA ligase, mitochondrial (gene ArgRS-m). The annotation marks the transcript as partial. Gene Ontology annotation, biological process: mitochondrial translation; arginyl-tRNA aminoacylation. NCBI's taxonomy places the organism in Eukaryota, Metazoa, Arthropoda, Insecta, Hymenoptera, Apidae. Gene Ontology annotation, molecular function: ATP binding; arginine-tRNA ligase activity. The record is from RefSeq and is a predicted model, not a curated record. Gene Ontology annotation, cellular component: mitochondrion. The transcript has 4 exons.